GGCCCACAGGGGGCGCAGACUUGAGCGGGGUUGAGUCUUCGCUAUCUCUCAGAAGCAGCCUAGGUCCGGAACUCCAGGCUCUGCCCACCACCAGGAAGCACAGAGAGCGAGAGCGUCCACCCUGUGCACUACGGACCCGGAACCCCGGCAGAAACUGGGAGGGAGCUGGCGGUGCGGCUCGUCGGGGAGGCGGCGUACGCGGGAAGCGGGCCGAGCCCUCCUCAGCGGCCGGGGAGUGCGCUGCUCAGCGCCGCGCAGAGCCUGGAGCGCGGCGGCUGGGGGAGGCCGGGAGCAACAGGUAAGGCCACGGUAGGGCGCAGGGAGGGCUCUGUCCGUCGUCUUGGAGGCAGCCAGCUAGUCCUUGCGCUUUGUGACCACGCAGAAGUUAAAGGCGGCUAGGAGGGACCUCUGUGCACUGGCCACCGCUGCCCCACCAGGAAAGCCCGGCAGCGGGCUUGCGUCUCCGAAUCCUUUCGGCAAGGCCUGGCAGAAGGACAGAGCCGCCGGACACGGACCUGAGCGCAGCCGCCAGGCACCGACCCGGACUUGCCCACCCAUCCGGGAAAGCUCUCGCUGAAGACUCGAGCGCCAGGUGACUGGGAGCUCGGCAAUCCCGGCGCUUGCUUGCCCGGACAGACACUCCUCCAGCGCGCUCCGCUGCCCUGGGCUGGGGCGCCCGCGUGGGUGAUGGAGCUGGCGGCCGCAAACCUCAGCGCUGGGAACGGGAGCGGACAGAGCCCCCUUGCCGCCGAGCCGUGGCCGCUCUUCGGCAUCGGUGUGGAUAACUUCAUCACACUGGUGGUGUUUGCUUUGAUCUUCAUCUUGGGCGUGCUGGGCAACAGCCUGGUGAUCACAGUGCUGGCUCGCAGCAAGCCCGGCCAGCCGCGCAGCACCACCAACCUGUUCAUCCUCAACCUGAGCGUCGCCGACCUGGCCUACCUGCUUUUCUGCAUCCCCUUCCAGGCCACGGUGUACGCGCUGCCCACCUGGGUGCUGGGCGCCUUCGUCUGCAAGUUCACGCACUACGUAUUCACGGUGUCCAUGCUGGUCAGCAUCUUCACUCUGGCUGCGAUGUCCGUGGACCGCUAUGUGGCCAUCGUCCACUCGCGGCGCUCCUCCUCCCUCAGGGUGUCCCGCAACGCGCUCCUGGGCGUGGGCUUCAUCUGGGCGCUGUCCAUCGUCAUGGCCUCGCCCGUGGCCUACCACCAGCGCCUCUUCCACAGGGAUGUCAGCAACCAGACCUUCUGCUGGGAGCAGUGGCCCAACCCGAGCCACAAGAAGGCCUACGUGGUGUGCACCUUCGUCUUCGGCUACCUGCUGCCUCUUCUGCUCAUCUGCUUUUGUUAUGCCAAGGUUCUUAAUCAUUUGCAUAAAAAGUUGAAGAACAUGUCCAAGAAGUCAGAAACAUCAAAGAAAAAGACAGCGCAGACGGUCCUGGUGGUGGUGGUGGUAUUCGGGAUAUCUUGGCUGCCACACCACAUUAUCCAUCUCUGGGCUGAAUUUGGGGCCUUCCCGCUGACCCCGGCUUCCUUCUUCUUCAGGAUCACUGCGCACUGCCUGGCCUACAGCAAUUCCUCGGUAAAUCCUAUCAUAUAUGCAUUUCUCUCUGAAAAUUUCAGGAAGGCCUAUAAGCAAGUGUUCAAGUGCCAUAUUAAAAGUGAAUCACCUCUCAACGAGAACAAAGAAAACAAAAGUCGGAUAGACACCCCACCAUCAACCAACUGUACUCACGUGUGAAGAAGUCACAUGGGGUUUGCCUGCCCAGUUCCCAUGCAUGUGGCUCAUAAGAGGAAAUUCAGUGCGCUAUUGAGCCAUGUUGCAACUUGUUAUCCCAAUAACAAUUCAUAUUAUUUUAGGUACAUUCCACUUAUGUUACAGGGAACUCUGGUUCGUUUAGGAGAUUCCUAGGUCCAGUGAAGAUUAUUGUUCAGUUUUAUUUUAUCUCUUACUUAUAAAUCAGACACAAAAGAAAAUGCUGUGUAAUUUUAUACCUCUUGAGGAGUGAAACCUUCAUAGUAUUUUAUAGAUAUGUUUAAUUCUUUAUAGAAUAAAAAACAACCACUUAAAUAUGGUGAGAAAUAUUUGCAGUGUGCAUUUUGAAGCAGAUUUAUCUAGAAAAAAAUUUGUGCUUUAAUUCUUCAAUGUUAAAAGAGGCAAUAUUAUAAGCUGUGUUUUAAAAUACAGUCAUGAAUACAGAGUGUUAAUUUUACUCACCAUUUAUGUGGAGAUACAUCUUCUAAGUGAGAAAGAGACUUUCUGCUGUCUGAGUACACAGAGGGCCUCCACUCCCACUUGUAAAUAGUGUUCAGAGCUAAGGAAGUCACACGAUGUCUGUUUGUGACCUCCAGACUCACGUAGUUCAUCUCAGGAGAUCAGCACAGGAUUGAAGCAGUGACUCUGUCCAUUACAACUCCCCUAUAAACUUGGACUUUUUGAGGUAACUAAGUGGAGCCAGGGGAAGACCUCAAGAACAACUGUUCUCACUGUAGAAGAUGUGGAUGAGUUUCUGAGAAUAAAACUGGUUAUCUUAUGUAUGUACCUGGCUCAGGUAUUAGCUACGCCUUAUAUGGAACCAACUACCCAACCAUAUGGAGAGUUUUAAAAAGUCAUAAGGAUGAUGUGUACACAGCAAUUUCUAUGGAAUCAAAGAUGGAACAGAAUCCAGUAGUCAUGUGCGUAACCAUCAAGCCAUGUGGAUAAAGCAUUCUAAAUGAUUGAUCUCUUGUGAAAGAAUAUACUUAGGAAUAUUCUACCUUGUACAAUUAAUUAAAUUUGUAGUAAUGUUUCAAUAUAUGUUUUCCCCGAAUAGUCCCUCUGAUAAUGUUUGUUUGGGGUUAAAACUAUCAUACUUGAGUUAUAAAUGUAAUUUUCAUAUUUAUGUUUGCAAUGAAAAAAUGGUAUGGAAAUAUUAAAUUACCCUAUAUUAGGAGAGUUAUUUUCAGACUGUAAGACUAAUAUAUUUUAGGAGACAAAAGGAAGAACACUUUGUUUUUAUAAAAAGAAUUUUGCCUAAUGUGUACCAAUGCCAGAUCAGGACUCCAUAUAAAAUGUCAAAUUUUUGUUAAAAACAAAUUCAGUGUAAGCCUGAGGCAUGUUAACUUUUCUGGCUCAUCAAUUUAUUUUCAGUAACUAUACCCGAGUGAAUAGUACAGUGUUUACAUUUGUAUAAAUAAAGCCCUGGGCAGAAUAAGAGGAAACUGCUAGAACAAUGAGAAAUUAUGAAUUUUCAUGUUUGUUCCUAGGGAAAGAGGCAUUGUAUGAGCGUAUGUGAGUAUUUUAAAGAAUAUUGUAAGUCUUUUGCAUGGAAGUAUUUUGUAUUUUAUGGAAAUACAGGAGCAGAAAUAUUAUAUCUUGGAAAUGAUACCUCAUGUGAUUUGUGGGACUUGAAGCCACCAUGCAGAUGCUGGAACAGUUUUUUGUAUAUGAAUUCAUGGUGUACAAAGACAUGCCCCUUGGCUGUGGUUGGACUUGCAUGCACAAGCAGGAUGAUUUUAUUUCCAUGUUGUCUUCUGUUUUAUAGGCACAUUAAUGGAAGCAUUAAAAAUAUAAUGGGUAAUGCUUCCUUCCCUUUGCUAGCCGCAUUGGGCACAUUUAUUGCCUCAGCCCUACCCAGAUGCUGCUGGCCUGGCAGAGACUAGAGGCACAGCACAGAGGUGACUAGUGGCACUUGCAAGCCCCCAAGUUUGCUAAACAUAGAUGCACACACUAUAUUUUAUAGUUACAUAGGAUAUUCUUCCUGCAUGUUGCUGUGCCAAAUUCUAUUUAGAAUUUAGGUUGAGUCUACUUCUGAGACCAGUUUUGAUAUUAACAAUAGCUUACUUUCUGCUGUGAUCUAAAAAUACAUGAAAUGUUCUGAAUGGGGUGUAGUAGAGACCCUAUGACAGAUCACUUACCCAGAGAUGUGCAAGCGGAGCGUUUGCCAGGCUUCUGCUUCCAAGGUGGAUUUUUCCCUACUAUAUAGUUCACCAUGCCCAGUUCGAAAGCAUUCUCCCUUGCCUGACUUAGUGAAGAGGCCUCCUAGACACAUGCCUUUUCUCCAGCAGCCAGGCUGAAGGAGAAAAGUUGUGUGUGGCUUUGAAGUCAGGCCGCUGGAGAGCCAGGGUUUUCAGUGUGCUUCAAAGAAAAUUGAUGCUGUCUCCAGAUUUAGCUGCUUUGGUGUCCCAAGGUAGCUGUUAUUUUUUUCCUAGGAGUUUUGCUUUUACACUGGGAGAUGGGUUCUGAAGCACUUAAAUAGCUGAUGCUUGCUGCUUCCCAUGUGCGAGCAGCAAGUCCAGUUCCCCACCAAUGAAUACAGUGAGGUGGUCGGAAGUACUUUCUUGUUCUGCUUCCCCAAGAGACAUCCUGAUAGAUGGAGUCUGUGCUAUCUUCACCAUGUAUGUGCUCAGGAAUGUGGGAUACUGAGGCAACUUUCUGGAUGUUUUAGGAAAACUUUGCUUUUAACUAAAUUGCUCUAUUUUACACAUUGAGAGUAGCUUAAUCAUUUCCUGGCCGCUGGGGUGCCAAUCUCUUGUGCUUUUUUUUUUUUAAUUUCAACUUACUUCUCUCCAGAAUUCCUCCUUCUAAUGUUUACCAUAGUUAGAUUCUUCCUUUGGCUCAGAUACAAUGAGUUAGAGAGGCAGGGAGAGAUGCUGGCUGAAUCACAUGAGUCAUGCACAGCCUCUGACUUCUCAUGACUCGUCUUGCAAUCCUGAGGUUGAAGAUUAUUGCCUUUUCUCAGUUCUCUCAGUAUCUCUGAGACAGUGCUGUGAUAAUUCCUCUCUAUUAACUGGAACCCAAGAUCAGGCUGCUUCUGUGCAGGAGUGGAUGGCUUAACCUAAGCAUCUGCUUCCUUUCCAUAUGUGGUUGUGGAUACAAGUUGUAAAGUGCUUGUGUGGAAGCAGCAUUACAUUGUGUAGCUUCAUCAUGCUCUUGCUUAAAAAGCUUUAUUAAAUACAUGUAUAUAAAUUAUAUAAUCAAGUGAAUUGGGCUAAAGCACCAAUCUGACUACUUCCUUGGGAAACUCAAUAUUUGAAAUGUGUAAAUUUUCAUCUACAUUAU
Messenger RNA from Heterocephalus glaber (naked mole-rat), 5037 nucleotides. It is a transcript of the gene Galr1, whose product is annotated as galanin receptor 1. Gene Ontology annotation, molecular function: galanin receptor activity. Lineage: Eukaryota; Metazoa; Chordata; Mammalia; Rodentia; Bathyergidae. Gene Ontology annotation, cellular component: plasma membrane. The record is from RefSeq and is a predicted model, not a curated record. Gene Ontology annotation, biological process: positive regulation of cytosolic calcium ion concentration; G protein-coupled receptor signaling pathway; negative regulation of adenylate cyclase activity.